Molecule: messenger RNA, 2226 nt
Organism: Trypanosoma conorhini
Lineage: Eukaryota; Euglenozoa; Kinetoplastea; Trypanosomatida; Trypanosomatidae
Exons: 1
Coding region: 1-2226 (741 amino acids)
Source: RefSeq, a predicted model, not a curated record
AUGGAAGCCAAGGUUGCGGAGUGUAACUGGUUUUUGCUCUUUGACAUCGCCCUCAGCCAUGGCGAGUCGCUUCGCCAGCAACGCCUGCGGUACUGCGGCCUAUUGACGCUGCUGCGCUCUGCUGGCCUGCUUGGGCCCAAAACAGGGGUCUUUCAGGUCUUGUUGGAAUCCCUUUGGCUUCUUCACGGGAAGCCGCUGCGGUCCAGCGAGGAGGGCGCGACUACGAAACGAGAUAUUCCCAUUCCCGAUCUUACGGUUGACUUCGACGGGUUCCUUGCCAUUAUGAACGUCGUCUGUGUGAGGUGCUACCAGACGCAGCGCUGCGCGGAGCUUUUGGAGGAGGCAGUUCCCUUACUAGACGCCGUCAGGCUGUCCGCGGAGGACCAGGUGCAGUUGAAGGAGAGUGUGGUUUACACCGGCCGCCGUUUUUUUAAGCCCCUGAUUAGCCGAUGCAUCGUGCUAAAGAAGUCUGUGGUGUCGUUGAACUCCAUGAAGAAUGACUGGACGCCCUACACCAAUCAGUUUGUGGUACAUGUUAUGGCCGCCUCCGCCCCCACGAUUGUGUUUCCGCUUUUUGAGCGCUACGCGGAGGCUGGUCGAAUUUACCGUGCAGCCUUUGAAAAGAUGGUGGACGACGUGUUCCCAAACUUUACCUCCCUCCAGAGGAAAAGUGCAGUCUCCGUCUUCGACUAUCGUGGAUUCUUCGGCAUCCAUAAUUUAAUGCAGUACUCUGCCCUGGAGUUUCCCAACGGGAGAGUUGCGGCGUUGGAGCUUGACUCCUUCGCAGAGGCGCUUCUGAUGCUGGGGAUCGUGGCGUACUCCGAUGAGGUGCAGUACGAGCACCAUCGGCCACUCACGGCGAAGGUGUGGUCCGUCUUUGAGGACUACUACGGCAAGUUUCUCGGCGCGCCGAUGGUGACGGAUCCCAUUCUGGAGAACAAAUACGCCUCGAUUCUGCCAGCCAUUAGCCUGCUGUUUCCGUCACGGGUGCCUAUCGACACGACCUCGUCGUUUAUCCUUGGUGGGUGGAACCUGACCGUGGACGACCGCGAGGAGGUCGCGCCGGCGCGGACGCACGACUGCCCGCCGCGUAUGCUGCAAGCAAAUAAGUUACGGAGACGCUCCAACGGUGGAAAUGAGAGGCGCAGCUCCGGACCGGUGCCUUCCUCCACCGCAGGUAUGGCGUCAAAGCUGUUUGUAGAGGAGAUUAAUCGAAAAAUCCAGGCGGAGUACGAUUUGCCAAUCUACGGCAUGAGGCGUUCUGCAGUGUACUUAAACCAAGAGCGCGCCAUGGCCUUCCAGCGAGGAGCGAAUAGGGUGGAAGUCGUUAUUCCACCCUUCCUCUGGGACCUCGCCAGCUACACGAAACAGGUCCGCUUCACUGAGGAGAAGGAGAAGGGCACCCUAACCCUUUCUCCCGUGGCAAGGGCCGUGGUGUCCUUGCGUGAUGGCUCUGGCAGCACAAUAUUCAGCUCAAAGGAAGUCCUCUUCGUGGCGGCGUCUUUAGUGGAGGUCAUUCCCGCCGCACACGUGCGGGAGCUAAAAAACGUCUUUGCCCGCCACUCAACGGACGCCGUGAUGACGUUUGAGCAGUUUGAUUCGGCCUGCGUUGAGCUGUGUGUCGAGGCCCUGGUCUUGCAGUGGGGUGAUUCUGCGGCCUUUCUAAAGACGUAUUUGGAGCGGCGGGACCUUGACAAGCCCAGCGUUGCGGCGAGUGACUCCUGCAAACCGGACACCAUCGCGUUUGAAGAAUUUGUUGCGGCUGUGGCGACGCUUUUGCUGCACCAGCUCGGCGCCGACGGGGGCAAGCCUAACAUCCCCUACCUGCUUGGGGUGGUCCUGUCACGCGUCGCCCACAAGUUUCCACCUCUGUCCGGAAGCAAAACUGCUGCGGGUGCAUCCUUGAAGCCGAAUCCGCCGCAAAAGUUCACACAGCCGUACAAUGCGCGGAUCGACGUGCCGUACGCGAAUGCCUUGCGCCAAAAGGCGCUGUCGUUAGAUUUCUUUUCGGACGUGGAGGAGAUACUGAAGGACGUGGGGAAGGAUCGGGCCUCCGUCCGACUCCUGCCAGACUUUCCCGCGGAGGCCAGGACGGUGGCCGUUGUUUCCCAGUACAGCGAUGAGAAGGGGGCUAGCGAAAAGGUUAAUACGGACUCGGCGUCCUUGCGUGGGGCGUUUCUCAAGAAGGAGAUGGUGGUGUGCCCGCAAGGGCUCAAAGCGGAGUGA